Verticillium nonalfalfae is the source of this 1689-nucleotide messenger RNA. RefSeq lists its product as uncharacterized. NCBI's taxonomy places the organism in Eukaryota, Fungi, Ascomycota, Sordariomycetes, Glomerellales, Plectosphaerellaceae. The record is from RefSeq and is a predicted model, not a curated record. The coding region runs from base 1 to 1689 and encodes 562 amino acids. The transcript is spliced from 5 exons.
AUGGCACCAAGCGCAACCAACAAUGGCCAUCGUGAGACAAACGGGCAUGUUGCCAAGCGGCCCAUCAACAUCGCGGGUUGCUCUGGAGGUGUCUACGAUCGCAAAAGAGCGAUUCAUGACAUGGCAAAGAAUGAAGACGUUGAUGUCAUUACCGGCGAUUGGAUGUCUGAGUGUAAUAUGACUCUCCGCGGCUCCGACAAGCGUGACAGACUCGCCCAGAAAAAGAUGUCUUCUGGCUCGACCGUCGUCGCCAAGGGAUACGAGCCGUACUUUUUGGACGAAUUGGACCCUGCGAUUCCUCAUCUCGCGAGCCGGGGAAUUAAAAUUGCUGUCAACGCCGGAGCAAGUGACGUCCAUGGCCUCGCUUUGGCUGUCAAGGAGCUGAUCAUGAAACACGGCGUCGACCUGAAGGUUGGCGUGGUGGAUGGCGAUGAUGUGACUGACGCUGUCCUGGAUCUGUAUCAAAAGGGUGAAAUACCAUACCUCAUUUCACAUUGCAGCACCUAUGCCACAGGCGGCUACUACUCUGGUUUCAAGGACCUGGAGGGCAAGGACACGGAUAUGGGAUAUCCCAUCGCUGCCAUCGACGAAAAAGGAGAGGCCAUUAUCACCAUGGAGAAAGGCAAACAUGGUCUGGUCAAUACGCAGACUGUCGCUAGUCAGCUCCUGUACGAGAUUCAGGGACCUUUGUAUUACAACUCGGAUGUUACAGCCUCCAUCGAAGACAUGUAUCUCCAGGAAAUCGGCGAGAAUGCCGUGCACGUCUCAGGCGUGAAGGGUUUACCACCUCCUUCUACGACGAAAGUCGGUAUCACAGCCAAGGGCGGCUGGCAAGCCGAGUUUCACUUCUACCUAACGGGACUUGAUAUUGCUGAGAAAGCCGCAAUGGUUGAGCGCCAGACUAGGGCACUCAUGGGUCACCAUAUCAAGCGCUUCUCCUGCUUAAAAUUCAUGGUGGCCGGAAAUGUCCCCUCUGAUCCGCAAUCCCAGGAAGAAGCCACUGUCGAUAUGCGAAUUUUCGCCCAGACGCGCGACCCGGAUCUGCUUUCGGGAAAUAACUUUGUCGAUUCGGAUCGUGGCUCCUUCGCGCGAUUUUGUAUCGAGAACCUUCUUCAGGGUUAUCCGGGUAGCACAAUGGCGCCAGACAUGCGCACAGCCAUCGGAAGGCCAUUUUUUGAAUACUGGGUCAGCCUGCUGCCACAAAGUUUCGUGAAUGAGACGGUGCAUCUGCCAGACGGUAGGGUCCUGGACAUUCCGUCACCGGUGGUGACGAGAGAGUAUGCCCGCGAGCAGCCCAGUUACGAGACCGAGUCCCCUGCCAACCUCGAGGAUUUUGGGCCGACUACAAGGGGCCCCAUCGGCUGGGUGGCCAUGGGACGUUCUGGCGACAAGAGUUCCAAUUGCAACCUGGGCCUAUUUGUUCGCCACGACGACGAAUGGAAUUGGCUGAGGACCAUCAUGACCACUAAACAGUUGAGAAGUAUGUUGGGUAAGGAUGAUGUUGGAAACCAGAUCGAUCGAUGUGAGUUCCCUAACAUUCGAGCGGUUCACUUCUUGUUGAAGGAUCAUCUGGACCGUGGUUUCAACUCCACCAGCAGCUUUGACAGCCUAGGGAAGAACCUGUGCGAAUAUAUUCGGGCGAAGCAUGUAGACAUUCCGAACACGUUCUUGGAGCGAGGAAGGAUUUAG